Messenger RNA from Labrus bergylta (ballan wrasse), 3588 nucleotides. It is a transcript of the gene vps35, whose product is annotated as VPS35 retromer complex component. Gene Ontology annotation, biological process: retrograde transport, endosome to Golgi; intracellular protein transport. The record is from RefSeq and is a predicted model, not a curated record. NCBI's taxonomy places the organism in Eukaryota, Metazoa, Chordata, Actinopteri, Labriformes, Labridae. Gene Ontology annotation, cellular component: retromer, cargo-selective complex; retromer complex; late endosome.
GAGUUCAGACAGACCGUGAACGCAGCAUUAAUGUGAGUCACAUGACAGGCCAGCCUCUCCGACUGACCAGAUACACAUCUAAUAAUCAUGCCAACCACUCAGCAGUCUCCCCACGACGAGCAAGAGAAGCUUCUAGAUGAAGCUGUCCAGGCUGUCAAGGUCCAGUCCUUCCAGAUGAAGCGAUGCCUGGACAAGAACAAGCUGAUGGAUGCUCUGAAGCAUGCUUCUAAUAUGCUGGGUGAGCUGAGGACCUCCAUGCUGUCUCCAAAGAGCUACUAUGAGCUCUAUAUGGCUAUCUCUGAUGAACUUCACUACCUGGAAGUUUAUCUGACUGAUGAGUUUGCCAAGGGACGUAAAGUGGCAGAUCUCUAUGAGUUGGUCCAGUAUGCAGGCAACAUCAUUCCCAGACUCUACCUGCUAAUCACGGUGGGUGUGGUGUACGUCCGCUCCUUCCCCCAGUCUCGUAAGGACAUCCUGAAGGACCUUGUUGAGAUGUGUCGUGGUGUCCAGCAUCCGCUCAGGGGUCUCUUCCUCAGAAACUACCUGCUGCAGUGCACCCGCAACAUACUGCCAGAUGAUGGAGAGCAGCCAGAGGGAACAGAGGAGAUGACCGGUGAUAUCAAUGACUCCAUUGACUUUGUCCUCCUGAACUUUGCGGAGAUGAACAAGUUGUGGGUAAGAAUGCAGCAUCAGGGUCACAGCCGAGACCGAGAGAAGAGGGAAAAGGAACGACAAGAACUUCGGAUUCUGGUUGGCACUAACCUGGUUCGCCUCAGCCAGCUGGAGGGGGUCAAUGUGGACAAGUACAAACAGAUUGUUCUGGCUGGAGUGUUGGAGCAGGUUGUGAACUGCAGGGACUCGUUGGCUCAGGAGUAUUUAAUGGAGUGUAUCAUUCAGGUUUUCCCAGACGAGUUCCACCUUCAGACCCUGAACCCUUUCCUCCGCUCCUGUGCCGAGCUCCAUCAACAUGUCAACGUCAAGAACAUCAUCAUUGCCCUGAUUGACAGACUGGCUCUGUUUGCUCAUCGAGAAGACGGCCCUGGAAUCCCAGCUGAGAUCAAACUGUUUGACAUCUUCUCUCAGCAGGUGGCCACAGUCAUCCAGUCUCGCCAGGACAUGCCAUCAGAAGACGUGGUCUCCCUUCAGGUCUCGCUCAUCAACUUGGCCAUGAAAUGCUACCCUGACCGGGUCGACUAUGUGGAUAAAGUACUGGAGGGAACUGUGGAGAUAUUCAACAAGCUCAACUUGGAACACAUAGCAACAAGCAGCGCAGUGUCAAAGGAGCUAACCCGACUGUUGAAGAUCCCAGUGGAUACCUACAACAACAUCCUGACCGUGCUGCAGCUCAAGCACUUCCCACCACUCUUUGAGUACUUUGACUAUGAGUCACGCAAGAGCAUGAGCUGCUAUGUGCUGAGCAACACGCUGGAGUACAACACCACCAUCGUGGCACAGGAACAGGUGGACGCCAUCUUGAACUUGGUAUCAACACUGAUCCAGGACCAGCCUGACCAACCGGCCGAUGACCCCGACCCAGAGGACUUUGCUGAGGAGCAGAGCCUUGUGGGUCGUUUCAUCCACCUGCUCCACUCCGAUGAUCCUGAUCAGCAAUACCUUAUUUUGAACACGGCCAGGAAACAUUUUGGUGCAGGUGGAAACCAAAGGAUUCGCUACACACUCCCUCCUUUGGUGUUUGCUGCCUACCAGCUGGCCUUCAGAUACAAAGAAAACUCCUCAUCGGAUGACAAGUGGGAAAAAAAGUGCCAGAAGAUCUUUUCCUUCGCCCACCAGACCAUCAGUGCACUUAUCAAGGCUGAGCUUGCUGAGCUGCCUCUUCGACUCUUCCUGCAGGGGGCGCUGGCUGCAGGGGAGAUUGGCUUUGAGAACCAUGAGACUGUAGCUUAUGAGUUCAUGUCACAGGCCUUUUCGCUGUAUGAGGAUGAGAUCAGUGACUCUAAAGCCCAGUUGGCAGCCAUCACACUGAUCAUCGGUACCUUUGAGCGGAUGCGGUGUUUCAGUGAAGAAAACCACGAGCCGCUGAGGACCCAGUGUGCCCUGGCUGCCUCGAAGCUGCUGAAGAAGCCCGAUCAGUGCCGAGCCGUCAGUAUCUGUGCUCACCUCUUUUGGUCAGGCCGCAGUACUGACAAAAAUGGUGAAGAGAUCCGCGAUGGUAAGCGGGUGAUGGAAUGUCUAAAGAAAGCUCUGAAGAUUGCAAACCAGUGCAUGGACCCAUCGCUGCAAGUCCAGCUGUUCAUUGAAAUCCUCAACAGAUACGUUUGCUUCUACGAGAGGGAAAACGAUGCGGUGACCGUCCAGGUAUUAAACCAGCUGAUCCAGAAGAUCAGGGAAGAUCUCCCCAACCUGGAGGCCAGCGAAGAAACGGAGCAGAUCAACAAACACUUCCACAACACACUGGAGCAUCUUCGUCUGCAGAGAGAAUCCCCCGAGUCCGAGGGCCCCGCCUAUGAGGGCCUGGUCCUUUAAAACUCUUUCAGAUGUUUCACAAUGUUAUGAAUAUAAAACUGUAGGCCAGGAUUCAAAAUAAAUGUCAAGAAGAGCUAAAAGAAGUCACUCAUUUCCUCCUCAUUAUCUUUCACUGGCACAACAUUUAUGACGCAGCUCGGAGGUAUUUGAGGCGAGUCUUAGGCACCAAUCCUUUAUGAAUUCUUUUUUGACCAACUUUGUGUUAACCUAUACCAUUGUAUUUUUUAGAAUUAUAAUCAGAUUUUUGUUUCUCCCUGCUCGCUUUGUUCACAUCAUUCCAUAAGGAGAGUGACUGUAUUAACAACAUGUAUAAAGUCUGCAGAAAGUGCUGUUCAGUAUGUGUGAAACAGGUUAGGACCGCACAUGCAAACAUUGAAGGUCCCAUUUAAAAUGUGCCCAUAGUUCAAGAGCAGCAUCUUUUCACCUUUUUAAACUUUGUUGAAUUUUAAGUUAAUAAUCGUGAAGCAUUUUGCAUGAUCCUCAAGUCUUCUGUUAGCCAGGCUGAGAUGAAAAGAAAAUACAAACAACCCCAUGACUCAAAUAACCAAGAUAGGGUUCAUAUUUUUAAGAAGAUCCUAUCCUUUCAUACUCACGCAGUAACACGAGAUUAGUCUCUGUUGGCUCCAUAUUUCAUGUGCUGGUUCAUUUAUGGACUCCUCCUCAGUGCGUCGACAUGUUCAGAACUGCAGCAUGUGUUUGUAUGCUUUAGUGUGCAUAAGGUUAGGGUUUACUCUUAAGAGUCCAACCACCCACAAUGUCAGACUUAGUCAAUAAGUAAAACAAUGUUUUCUUGGUGAUGCUGUCCUUUCAGAUCCAUCUCUCAUGUAGGGGUUGCAACAGUUCCUCAGGAUUUGCUCACUAGUUGACAGUUGCUUUAAUGAUGUAAAAGUUUGUGUGUAAAGUUUUGAAAUGGUUUGCUGCAGCCUGACAGUUCCUGCUGAUCUAUCUUUCUAAACUCUUUUGUUGAUUUGUUGAAGGCAGUAUGGAGCACUUUCUCUCCCCUAAUGAAACCUAUGUAAACCCACUUGUGAAUCAGAUCAAGAAAACAACCGAUUAUAAAAAUUAUUGUUGUCACUUGCUGAAAUAAAAUUAAAAUUAACAAUA